CUGGCCGGGUGUGCGUUAGAAAACGAAAGUUUAUAUCACAGUAUUACAGUAUGUGCUGAUAACACGUGGUGAUCACGUAUACACGGAUGUAUGUAUAGAUGUCUAUAUAAGAAGUAUAAAAAUUAUGUGUACUUAGUACUCCAAGUAAUGUAAUUGAAGAAUCACAAUUAGAUCGUAGGCAGUUCUUUUGUGCUGCAACAAAUAAAUUUACCGGAAGGUGAAGGCUCUUGGAUUCUUAUCUGAGAAUAGUUAUCGAUCAUGGGGGUAAUUAGAACAUUAGGGACGAUCGAUUAUCUGGUCAUUUCGCUGAUGAUUGUCAUUAGUGUUGGCAUUGGAAUUUACUAUCGUUUGACUGGAGGCAGACAGAAAACAGCUGAGGAAUAUUUUUCGGCGAACCGAUCAAUGGGUCCGCUGUCAGUUGGUAUUGCUUUGAUGGUGUCAUUUAUGUCUGCGAUUACACUUUUAGGAUUAUCCGCUGAAAAUUAUGUCUAUGGAUCACAAUUUGUUGUUAUAAAUAUAUCUUACUUAAUUGGCACACCAAUAGUGUGCUAUGGAUUUUUGCCAGUAUUUUAUAAACUGCAAGCAACGAGUACUUAUGAGUAUUUAGAAAGGCGUUUCGGAGUACCAACGAGAUUGUUAGCGAGCUUCGUCGUGUGGCUCCAAAUGUUAUUGUACUCGGGCGUGGUGCUUUACGCUCCGGCUUUGGCCUUUGAGACGACAACUGACCUAUCAAGAAUGAAAAGUAUCCUAUCAGUCGGCUUAGCCUGCGCUUUUUAUUCUAGUAUCGGCGGAAUAAAAGCCGUAUUGAUAACAGAUAUUUUCCAAGCAGUUUUGAUGUUUGCUUCAUUGAUUGCUGUAAUUGCCGUAGCCGCUUAUUCGGCCGGUGGCCUCGACGAAGUAUGGAACAUUGCAAGUCAAGGCGGCCGUAUAGAUUUUAAUCACUUUUCUAUUGAUCCUACCGAACGCCACACAUGGUGGAGUCUCAUAAUUGGAGGACUUUGUACAUAUUUGUCACUCUAUGGAGUGAAUCAAAUUCAAGUUCAACGGAUGUUAACUGUCAAGAGUCUGAGGUCAGCACAAAAUGCGCUGUGGUUCUGUUGGCCCGUUCUAACAGCACUGUCUAUCACAACAUGUUUCUCAGGACUUGCAAUGUACAGUAAAUAUUAUAACUGUGAUCCAAAGACAGCCGGAGCAAUAAAACAAUCAGAUAUGCUGAUGCCAUUCUUCGUUAUGGAGACAAUGUCUUCAAUACCCGGUUUAUCAGGUUUAUUUAUCGCCGGUGUCUUUAGUGCGGGAUUAAGUACCAUAUCAGCGGCUCUAAACGCUCUUGCGGCUGUUAGUCUAGAAGAUUAUAUAAAACCCCUGUACACAAAAUUUACAAAAAAACAAUUUCCACCAACAUCAUCAUUGAUAUUAGGAAAAAUAAUAGCAUUUACACUCGGUAUUUUAUGUAUAGCUCUUGCUGUACUUGCUCAGUACCUAGGAGGUGUCCUUCAAAUAAGCUUGACAAUAUUUGGAGCCGUUGGUGGGCCACUAGUAGGUUUAUUUACCCUGGGAAUGUUGUUUGAAUCGUCAACUCAACGUGGUGCUAUGCUGGGUACGACAGUAUCACUUGUAUUUUUAUUAUGGAUCUCAUUCGGUGGUCCGCGACCAGCUCCACCGGCGUUACCAGUAUCCAUUGAGGGCUGCAGUAAUGGAACGUUACUUUUACUCAACCAGACGCUAGAAUCGAAUCAUCAAACGCUACAUGAUUACUUGCAUCCCCAUGUCCGUAGUAACUCGGAAUUUUUUUACCUCUACCGACUUUCUUACAUGUGGAAUGCUCCCAUUGGUCUUGUGAUGACAGUCGUCGUUGGCAUGAUUACCAGCAAACUGUCUCAGUGGUUCGGAUUCGAGAGCCAGCGAGCCAUUGAUCCAGAUCUUUUCUUCCCGUUUGUCGCUAAUCGUAUUCGUAAGAGGCUUGAGACUGAUCCAAGUAUUACUGCACAUAAAUAUCAAUUUGAGCGUAAAGACGAUCUUGAUGCCACUACGUGCUUGUGAUAUAAAUUUCGAUAACUAUUUCAAAUUUAAUUCAUAUCUCGCGACCUCAAUGGCAACUUUGAACACAAAUAUGAGUAAUUGAGUCCGCUGGAAUACUUAUAAUACCUAAGGUAUUAUUAUUAGUACAAUUUUUAUGAUAAUGCGGUACUUAGAUCGAAUUGCUAUAGGAAAUUUUAGUAUUAAUAUAAUAAAAAAAUAUAUAUUUUUUGAUAAUUUAAUAAAAUAAUUAAUUGACAAUAAAACAAAUUAUACUUAAAUAUAUUACCAAAGUUCAGUAACCAAAUAGUUGUGAUUAUAAAACUUUAC
Messenger RNA from Microplitis demolitor, 2346 nucleotides. Its product is annotated as putative sodium-dependent multivitamin transporter. NCBI's taxonomy places the organism in Eukaryota, Metazoa, Arthropoda, Insecta, Hymenoptera, Braconidae. The coding region runs from base 259 to 2040 and encodes 593 amino acids. Gene Ontology annotation, cellular component: membrane. The record is from RefSeq and is a predicted model, not a curated record. Gene Ontology annotation, biological process: transmembrane transport; sodium ion transport. Gene Ontology annotation, molecular function: symporter activity. The transcript has 8 exons.